This is a messenger RNA of Punica granatum (pomegranate), 1790 nucleotides long. The record is from RefSeq and is a predicted model, not a curated record. NCBI's taxonomy places the organism in Eukaryota, Viridiplantae, Streptophyta, Magnoliopsida, Myrtales, Lythraceae.
CGGCCCCGACUACCCUCGUUACCGAAGAAGCAGUGGCGGAGCGGAGGGAGAGGAAAGUUUGACGAUCACGACCACCGUCCCUGUCCCGAGCCCGGCGGAUUCUUCGUCAACACCGCGGCGAUAUCGGCGACCGGCCGAUUGUGAAUUUCUACCUGCUGGGAGAGGAGCUGUCGUGAGAGCACCGUAUCAAUGGCGGCGGCCUCGGCGAUGGCGGUGGCGGCGCCUCAGCCGCAUGGGUACCACCAGCCGACGACAGCUGAGGAAGUGAGGACUCUGUGGAUUGGGGACCUGCAGUACUGGGUGGAUGAGUCAUACCUCUACUCCUGCUUCGCUCACACCGGCGAGGUGGUGUCAGUGAAGAUAAUUAGGAACAAAAUUACUGGCCAGCCUGAGGGCUAUGGUUUUGUGGAGUUCGUUUCUCACGCAGCGGCAGAGAGAAUUUUGCAGACAUAUAAUGGGACACAGAUGCCUGGGACAGAGCAGACAUUCAGGUUAAAUUGGGCUUCAUUUGGUAUGGGGGAUAGGCGUGCUGAUGCUGGACCGGAACACUCUAUAUUCGUGGGUGACUUAGCACCCGACGUUACUGAUUACCUGUUGCAAGAAACCUUUCGAGCUCAUUAUUCCUCAGUAAAAGGGGCAAAAGUAGUGACUGAUCCUACUACUGGACGAUCAAAAGGAUAUGGAUUUGUUAAAUUUUCUGAUGAGACCGAAAGAAACCGUGCCAUGUCGGAAAUGAAUGGUGUCUACUGCUCGACUAGGCCGAUGCGCAUCAGUGCAGCCACACCAAAAAAGACAACUUCUAUGCCACAACAAUAUGCUACUAUGAAGGCUAUCUAUCCAGUGACAGCAUAUACAGCUCCCCCACCCCAGGCGCUUCCAGUGGAUACUGAUGUGAACAACACAACAAUAUUUGUUGGUAAUUUGGAUCCAAAUGUUACCGAAGAGGAGUUGAGACAGACAUUUUUGCAGUUUGGAGAGAUCCUAAAUGUCAAGAUUCCCAUGGGAAAAGGAUGUGGUUUUGUGGAAUUUCGAGCAAGAGCAUCUGCUGAAGAAGCUAUACAAAGGCUGCAAGGAGCUACAAUUGGUCAACAAGCAGUUCGUGUUUCUUGGGGAAGGACUCCUGCAGCUAAACAGGAGCAACCUGGUGGGUGGGGUCAGCAGGUAGACCCGAAUCAGUGGAGUGCAUACUAUGCUUAUGGACAGGGCUAUGAUGCUUAUGCUUAUGGGAGUGCUCAAGACCCAUCGUUAUAUGCAUAUGGAGCUUAUGCUGGUUACAUGCAAUACCCGCAACAGGUAGAAGGUGCUCAAGAUAUGACUGGUGCUGCUCCUGCCGGAGACCAAAGGGGUGGAGAGUUGUAUGAUCCGUUGUCUCCUCCAGACGUCGACAAGUUAAAUGCUGCUUACCUCUCGGUUCAUGGGAAUGCCAUUUUAGGCCGGUCACUUUGGCUCAGAAACUCAUCCUUGUCACAAGCUUAGAGAUAUCACCACGGUACCUGCUUCUGACAUUCUGAUUGUCUUCCUGCUGUUGGCUCCUGACCACAAGCUCAGGGAUGUGGCAGAAGAACGGGGCGGGUGUUGCUGCGUUCAUGGGCUGAAAGAGCCAUUUUGGUUAUAUUUUGGACCUUCUUCAUACUGUGUCGAAGACUUCUUUCUUUCUCUGUUCGGGGAGCGUUAGGAAUUCAUGAGACGCUUGUGCUGUACGAAUGCAUUAGGCUUUCCUUGCUCCGGAUUGCGAGUUGUUGUACUAAAACCGUGUUGUUGAGAAGUUAAGGAGAGGCAAUUUCAGGAAA